ACGAACAGGAAGGACAUUUGACCCUCUCUCGCUCGUGCGCGUUUACUCUCUGCAGGAGAACAAAUGGUCCGACACUCUCGCAAAUGGCCGCAGUGCGAUUAGUCUUCAUGUUUGUCGUGACAGAGGUUUAAGUGAAUUUUGGAGAAAGCAAACACAAACAAAACGCUUUUAGAGGAGAAUAGAAGCUUUUAGAAGCGGCUAUUCCCGUAAAGCCGUGUGAGAGAGCUCGCGCUUCUGUGCAGCCAUAACAGCGAAUUGACCGCGCGUGCGACCCCAAUACACAGUUUUGAAGAAGACGCGAUUUCCAAAAUGUCCAAGGCAAAGAAUUCUCCUUCCCCCUCUCGGUCCAGAUCCAGGUCUCGGUCCCGCUCCAGGUCGUAUUCGCGAUCUCGCUCCAGCAGCCGUUCACGCUCGAGGUCCAGGAAGCAUCGUUACAGCUCCAGAUCUCGCUCCCGUUCUCAUAGCCGUGACAGAAACUACCCAUCACGAGAUUUUCAGAGCAACCGGGGGUACACCCGUGGUUUCCGUGGCUACCGAAGACCCUUCUAUUAUAACCGGGGCCGUGGUCGUGGUUAUUAUCCACGUGGCUACCACAGAGGAGGAGGAGGUGGUGGUGGUGGUGGUGGUGGAGGUGGUGGAGGUGGUUCCUACGGUUAUCGCUCUAAUAACUGGCACGGAGGACACCGUGACCAGCAGCAAUCCCAUGAGCACCACAGUCCCAAAAGGGGGCGCUCUCGCUCCCGCACACCCCGCAAGCGCUCCAGGAGCCGCAGCCGCUCCCAUUACUCUGGGAACUCCUCUUCCCGGUCACGCCACUCUAGAUCGUCAUCACGAUCCCCGUCCCCGCGCCGCCGCAACUCUGGAAAAGCCCCGUCUAAGGAGUCAAAGAGUAAGAGCUCACCAAGUGAAGGGAAAGGCAAUAGCAAGGAAGCAGAACCCAAGUCUUCUGUACCCAUUCCUGAGGAGCCUCCGAGCAAAUGGGAGAGCUUGAGUGACUACGCCACCAGUCCGAAAACCUCCAAUCCGGAGCCGACCGCUCCACUAGGGGGACAGCCUGAGGUUAAAGUGUCCCUUUCUGGAGCCGCAGGUAACGGUGCCUCUGUUUGGAGAAGCAUUAGUGUUCCCGAAUCCAAGAGUCCUCCAAAGCCAGCGGCAACAUCAACUGGUUUUGGCUUCUUCUCCAAGGAAGACAUGAAGGCGGGAGAGAAAGCGGCCAUUUCCACAGCGUUCAAAAAGUUUCUGGCAGAGAAGAAAAAACCCGCAUCCGACUGGGAUGACAAUCAGGGCGAAGAUCAGAAUGCUGGCGAUGCCGAGAAGGAGAAGAGUAACCGGAAACAGAAGGGCAUUUUCGAACUGGAUCCGGAGUACGCAGAGCCAAAGGACAAAGGACUUCCGUUUCUGGAUGAGGAGGAAGAGGAGUACUCGAAGAGCCUGAGGGAGAGAAAAACCGAGGAGGAACCCAAGUACAAGGCCAAACCCUCUCUAUCUGCAAGGGAACUGUUCGAAGAGCGUUUUGGGAAGUGGGACGAUGACUACAUGUCCAAUAAAGAUUCAUCACAGCGAGAGGACGAUAUGGAGGAGGAGGAACACGUGAUGGAAGAGCUUUACCGAAGCCGCAAGCAGGCAGCACGUAAAGAAGAGAAGGCCUCCAAGAAGAAAGAGAAGAAGAAGAACCGCGUGAGUCCGUCCCCUUCACCUUCCAGAAGCACAGAGCGUAGCAAGCCCCUGUUCCCUUCAGCCAGGGAGCCGUCUCCGUCCGCCAGAUCCUCCAAGAAGAAAGAGCCCGAAUUUAACUUUAGUCUGAAAGUGUUUGACGAUACCGCAGAGAGCUCUUCUGGUGCUUUAGCCAAAGAAAGACGUUUGUCUCAGGAUCUAAUAUACCCUGUUAAGAAAGAGCAUGAGGAAUUCCGCUCCAUUUUCCAGCACAUUCAGGCUGCUCAGCUUCGCCGCAGCCCAUCAGAGCUGUUUGCUCAACACAUAGUCACCAUCGUCCAUCACAUCAAAGCUCAGCACUUUCGCUCGUCUGGGAUGUCUCUGAACGAGCGAUUCGGCAUGUACCAAAGAAAAGCCGCACAGAUGGAAAUGAUGAGGCAAAGAAAGAGUCCUGAGAUCCACAGGAGAAUUGAUGUGUCUCCCAGUGCUUUUAAGAAGCACACUCGUCUGUUUGAGGAUAUGGAAGAGAGCGACUACAAGGAUUAUGCUAAAAAAUACGAAGGAGAGUCAAUGGACCUGCGUUUGGAUAUUGAGCGACGUAAAAAAUACCCCAAACGUGAGGGGGGUAAAGGCUCAGCCGGGUCGCGCACCCCCAGCCGAGAACUCUCUCCUGAAAAGUCCUCCAAGCAUAAGAAGUCCAAGAAAAGCAAGAAGAAGCGUGAGCGUUCUCCUUCCUCCUCCUCGUCCUCUUCCUCUUCCUCACCCCACACGUACAGAUCCAGAGAGUACCACGGCGAGGAGAUGGAGCACAUGGAGAAAGGGGGCUUCGAUAAGUCCCGCCUGGGGCCGCGCGAGUACCCCCGGGAUUAUGAGGGGGGCCACAUGGAGAGAGGAGGCUACGAGAGAGGAAGAGGAGGGUACGAGCGUGGAGGAUUCGACCGGACCGGAUACGAUAGAGGACGUGGGGGAUACGACCGGGGAUUUCCUAGAAUGAGAGGAAGGGGAUGGAACAGAGGAAAUUACCCCAACAACAAUAACAACGGAAACCCUGCAAAUAUUGGCGGGCCAGUGCGCCCCCAGGAGGAGGAGUGGGACCCUGAAUACACCCCUAAGAGCAGGAAGUACUACCAGCACGAUGACCGUGACCGUGAGGGAGAGUUGAAGUGGGUGGAUGGGCGUGGCCGUGGGCGGGGAAUGUACCCGCGCACUAGAGGCGGCUCCUUUAAUGUUCGCAGAGGAGGUGCAGGUGCCGGUGGUAGCAGCGGCAGCCCCAAGUGGACCCACGACAUGUUCCAGGGAGCCACGGAGGAGGGAGAGCUGCCUGAUGACGGAGCUGAACACGGGCUGAAAGACGACGAGAAAACCGCAGAGAGCUCCACCUCUAAACCCUAGACCACACCCACUUUUUUUUUUUUUUUUUUUUUUUAAAUAAAUAAAUAAAUAUUAGUUGAUCCAUCACUGCAGUCCCCAAACACAGGUGUGUUGUACAGAUGGAGCGCUGUUCUGCUCAGCUUAUUCCAUCUCACAUUUAAAACAAAAGGCUUUCUGGUUAUUUGUUUGAUUUUGUUUUUUUUUUUAUUGUAAUUUUAGACCUAGCAGCUCCAGUCUACUCAAGUCUAACUGGAAUGUGCAGGAUGCUGUCUGUGUGUACAUGACAUUUAUUUUCUUUGUUUUUCUUUAUUUUAUAACGUGCAAUGGAGAUGCGCAUUUGUGCCUUAGAGACGGGAACUGCAGUGAAGUGUUGUGUUUUUGUUCUUGUUUUAAAGUUAGGUUUGUUUUUUCUUGCUCACUUCCCUCUGUGUCCCCCAGCCUCCUUCCUCCUUCCUCCUCCUUCCUCCUCCUCCUCCUUCUAUCUCGGUGUGUUGUACAGAUCUCUUCAUUUUAACUUGUCCUGUUCAUCCCGUUGACGUUAAUCGCCGAGCCGUUUCCCCUCCGAAACGCUUCCACUGUGUAUUUUUAACUGAUUCGUGAUAAAUAAGUCAAGAGUUAAAACUCUAGUGGGAUUUCUUUCACUCAUGCCCUGAAUUGCUUUGAUAUAUAUUUUUUGUUCACUCUGUUGCUUUGUAAAUGAUCAUAAUUGCUUAUAUAGAUUUUUUUUUAAACAUAUAUACUAUAAAAAAAAAAAGAAAAAAAUGUAGUCAGGACCCCAAACUGGUUUUAGUCAUUAUUGUGUGUCAGAAGGAUGCAAAAACACAGCUGAGGAUUUUCGACGGACCGAACAUGUUUUACAGCUGCUACACGGUUUGUGUAACUAGAGUUCUGUAAUCCUGAGACUAAUGAGCCAUAAUAAUAAUAAUAAUAAUAAUCAUAGUCGGUCUGAUUGAAGAAACGUUUUCCGCUCCGUUUUGUAGACCUCCACCUUUUUUUUUUAUUUGCAGUGACAUUUCUAAAGCUGGUUUUGUUCCGUUUAUACUGUUCAGACAAUGCUUCUUCUCAUUUCUGUCUCUCCUCGUUCCCAUUUCAAUAAUAAAAAUCCCCUCUCUUUCUCGGUUUA
Messenger RNA from Hemibagrus wyckioides, 4147 nucleotides. RefSeq names its product thyroid hormone receptor associated protein 3b (gene thrap3b). The transcript has 11 exons. Gene Ontology annotation, cellular component: mediator complex. The record is from RefSeq and is a predicted model, not a curated record. Gene Ontology annotation, biological process: positive regulation of transcription by RNA polymerase II. Lineage: Eukaryota; Metazoa; Chordata; Actinopteri; Siluriformes; Bagridae. Gene Ontology annotation, molecular function: DNA binding; transcription coregulator activity. Bases 310 to 3045 code for a protein of 911 amino acids.